AUGGACAAGGAAACUCAGCCAAGCAGACGGCCCCACGGGUUAGUAUUCAGACACUAUAUGGCCGGGGCCAUAUUGACAGCGGUGUUAGUCUGGGGAAGUGGAUUUCUUCUAUUUGGGCUUUCCCACUUUAACCUCACCUACAAUAUUGCCAACAAGGACCUUUCAAUUUUAAUCAAUUCGCCUCCGUUAUUGAGCCACUACGCUUAUCCUACUAAUCACUCUGGUCUUAUCAAUGGGAAGAUCCCCUUAAACUUCUUCAUCGCUGGAGAAGGCACUUUCUCUCCUGAAUACUUCGAAGUACAGUGGAUAAGAGAACCAGAUUCACUCAAAAACGACAAAGGAACAUAUGUGGUAAGAGAGCACAUUCCCUCUGGAACAGACGAUGAGUAUGAUACUCAGUAUGUGGUGAAGUCUAUAGUGGACCCCGAUUAUGAGUAUGUGCUUUUCAACGGGUCUGCGUUCAAGUUCGCUGGCCUCGAAUAUAACAUAGACAAAUUAUUAGCUUCUCCGGAUUUACAAUUGGCAGUUUUGAGGACAAACUCCACCCACAACUAUAGACAUUCGACUUUUGCCAUUUACUGGAUUUUAGAUAUCCACAAGAACACCAUCGUGCCGCUUUUCAAUCCGGACGAUAAGAUUUCUGUCACCGCAUGGUCUCCAGAUUCAGAGAAAAUCGCCUAUGUGUACGAUAACAACAUCUACAUCAAGUUCAUCACAGGAUCUACUGAACAGAUUACUUUUGACGGAACAGCCGAGGUUUUCAACGGCAGACCAGACUGGGUAUAUGAAGAAGAAGUGUACGCUAGUGAUAUCACUAUGUGGUGGUCACCCAACGGAGAUAAGUUGGGCUACUUACGGAUGGAUAAUAGCGAUACGCCAACGUUUCCUAUUCCUUACUACGUGCAAGAAGGGUAUGAAGACUAUCCGAAGAUGGUGGAAUUGAAGUAUCCUAAACCAGGAUACCCUAAUCCCAAAGUGGAUGUGGGAAUCUACGACUUGAACACCAAUGAUGCCAGGCUUUUGAAGCUUGACACCCCCAAUAUUAAAGACAAGCUUGUUACUCAGGUUACGUGGGUUUCGGCCCAAGACGUAUUAGUGAGAAUCAGCACCAGGUCAAGUGACUUGUUGGAGUUUUACUUGAUCAAUGCAGAUACCUACAAGUAUGACCUUGUCAGAACACACAGUGCCACCCAUGGAUGGUUUGAGGUAACUUUCGACACCUUCUAUGUUCCUAAGAACGAGGCCCUCGAGUUGACUGAAGAUGGAUAUAUCGAUACGGUGGUGGUUGAUGGAUACAACCAUCUUGCGUAUUUCUCCCCACCUUCCAAUUCUGAAGGGAUGCUUUUGACUCAAGGUCAAUGGGAAAUUCAGGAUGGACUGAUCUCGUUUGACUACAGUGACGGUAAUGUGUAUUUCAUCUCCACCAUGAAGUCUCCUGUAGAAAGACAUGUCCAUUCCGUCAACUUAUUAGAGGCCAUUAAGUCGCCCGAUUUACCUAUAAUCAAAAACAUCACCGACACUUCUAAAGAAGGGUUCUUUAGCGGUUCUUUCCUGUCAGGAUCAAGGUACUUGGUGUUGACCUACAGAGGUCCCUCAGUCCCUUACCAGCAGUUGGUGGACUUGAAGACAAACGAGGUGGUGCGGACACUUGAGUCCAACACCAAACUUGCGGAGGCCUUGGAAAAAUAUGCUAUCCCAGAAGUCAAACAUGCGGUGGUGUCGCUUGGGCCGGAUGAGAGUGGGGAUGAGAUCUUUGUGGAUACACUCGAGACAUUCCCAUUGAACUUCAAUCCCAAGAUGAAAUACCCAGUGCUCUUUUAUGUUUAUGGAGGCCCAGGUUCACAGACCGUCACCAAGGCAUUCAGCGUGGGGUUCAGCUCCAUUGCGGCCGCCGAAUUGAAUGCGGUCGUAGUGACAGUAGACGGUAGAGGUACUGGUUUCAACACACACAAUAAGAACGGUGCUGAUUUUAAGUUCAUUGUAAGAGACUUAUUGGGCCAUUAUGAGCCUAUUGACCAGAUAAAGGCUGCGAAAAAAUGGAGCGAAAAGCCAUAUGUGGAUAGUGACCGAAUUGCCAUCUGGGGCUGGUCCUACGGUGGGUUCAUGACGUUGAAGACGUUGGAAACUGAUACGGAACAUGUGUUUAAAUAUGGUUGCUCAGUUGCACCCGUCACUGACUGGAAGCUCUACGACUCGGUAUACACCGAGCGAUACAUGAGAACACCCCAAGAAAACCCUGAGGGGUAUGUGGUGGGGUCUAUCAACAAUGUGACAAACUUCCACAACGUGACUCGGUUUUUGAUGAUGCAUGGAUCUGGAGACGAUAACGUUCACUUUCAGCACUCGUUGAAAUUAUUAGACAAGCUCAACUUGGAGUCUGUGGAGAACUUUGACUUCAUGGUAUUCCCAGACUCGGAUCAUAGUAUCAGCUACCACAAUGGCAACCAUGUAAUCUACCACCGGCUUUUGAAGUGGUUGAAAAAGGCUUUUAACAACCAGUAUGUGGGGGCGGGCCAUUAA
Yamadazyma tenuis ATCC 10573 is the source of this 2520-nucleotide messenger RNA. It is a transcript of the gene DAP2, whose product is annotated as Dap2p. Gene Ontology annotation, biological process: proteolysis. Gene Ontology annotation, cellular component: plasma membrane. NCBI's taxonomy places the organism in Eukaryota, Fungi, Ascomycota, Pichiomycetes, Serinales, Debaryomycetaceae. Gene Ontology annotation, molecular function: dipeptidyl-peptidase activity; serine-type endopeptidase activity. The record is from RefSeq and is a predicted model, not a curated record.